AUGUCCGAAUCAGCGGGUGCAAAUGCCCCCAAACCAAGCAGCAGCGUCAAGCUCGUGUUGCUGGGAGAGGCCGCUGUGGGAAAGUCUUCCCUCGUCCUUCGAUUUGUCAAUAAUGAUUUCCAAGAGAACAAGGAGCCAACGAUCGGCGCUGCCUUCCUUACACAGAAAUGCACUCUCCCCUCGCGCACAAUUAAGUUUGAGAUCUGGGAUACCGCAGGCCAGGAACGCUUCGCGUCGCUCGCCCCAAUGUACUACCGCAACGCUCAAGCCGCUCUCGUGGUCUACGAUGUUACCAAGCCCUCUUCGCUAACCAAGGCAAAACACUGGGUGGCCGAGCUCCAGCGCCAGGCUAGCCCCGGGAUUGUCAUCGCCCUUGUCGGUAAUAAGCUGGACUUGACCAACGACGGCGGCGAUGCCUCAGCUGCUCUCGAUGCCGAGUCUGAAUCGGCUGCCCCUGGGGAUGAGGCAGCUGACGAGGAAGGUGAGCAGGAUACAACUCCUGGUGACGCCCGGAAAGUGUCGACCCGCGAAGCGACCGGUUAUGCCGAAGAGGAGGGAUUGCUGUUCUUCGAGACCAGUGCGAAGACCGGAACUAAUGUGGUGGAUGUGUUCACGGCUAUUGCCAAUGCUAUCCCAGAAAGUAGCUUGAAGACCGGCCGUGGUGCAGCCGGAGCUGGCCAGACUACGCUAGGUGCCCGUUCUGGGGAGGAUUCUCGAGUUAAUCUGGGUGACCGAAAUGCUGCGACAGCCAAAGAGGGCUGUGCUUGUUGA
This is a messenger RNA of Penicillium odoratum, 771 nucleotides long. Its product is annotated as Rab family GTPase. The transcript has 3 exons. The record is from RefSeq and is a predicted model, not a curated record. Lineage: Eukaryota; Fungi; Ascomycota; Eurotiomycetes; Eurotiales; Aspergillaceae. Gene Ontology annotation, molecular function: GTP binding; GTPase activity. Bases 1 to 771 code for a protein of 256 amino acids.